AUGCUACUAUCGGAAGAUGUUCCUGUACGAGGUCCCACAGUAGGAGCGGUGUGGGCAGCUGAUGUAUAUCGUAAGGAUGAGAUCGACCGAUAUCACUAUCCGGUCUUCCACCAGGUGGACGGCUUACGGCUCUUCUCAACUGCCGAGGCAUCCGAGGCCAUGGUGGUUCAAGACUUGCAAGAGACUCUUGAAGGUCCGCGGUGGGUGCAGUGGUUCGAUUGGUUGGAUUUCAUGCUCAUGUUCUACUGCUUGCUCACCUACUUAGGACUGAUAGAGUCUUUGUUCGGUGUGGGCGUUGACAUGCGGUGGGACUAUACGGUCACGUUUCCCUUCACGGACCCUAGUCUCGANNNNUGCAGUUUAGGAGAGUGUUGGAGAUGA
This is a messenger RNA of Perkinsus marinus ATCC 50983, 381 nucleotides long. RefSeq lists its product as hypothetical. Gene Ontology annotation, molecular function: aminoacyl-tRNA ligase activity; tRNA binding; ATP binding. The record is from RefSeq and is a predicted model, not a curated record. The coding region runs from base 1 to 381 and encodes 126 amino acids. The transcript is spliced from 3 exons. Gene Ontology annotation, biological process: tRNA aminoacylation. Lineage: Eukaryota; Perkinsozoa; Perkinsida; Perkinsidae.